AUGAAAAGUAUUUCGUUUAACAAAUACAAAUGCAUCGGAAAUACAGAAUUUAUUCUUCAGCUUCUGUUUUCAUAUUUUGGUUACUCUUAUCAAUUAAAAGUGCUCUCAAUUAAUUUCUCAAUCAAUGAAUUGGAAGUAACGGCGAGAAUGAAGAAAUGUCCCAAAAAAUAUGUCUCAUUCAUAUCGCAAAUCACAUUCAAUUGGUUUAGUGAACUCAUUUUCAAGGGAUACCGAAAACCAUUGACAUCUGAAGACAUGUGGUAUUUAGACAAUCACAACACUACUGAUUAUAUUCACAAAAAAUUCAACAAAAUUUGGUUAAACUUAAUCGAAAAGCAGACGAAAAGUAAAACUUUAAAAAACAAACAAAAACCAUUUUACAUGAAUAUUACUACUCCACUGUUGAAAUGUUAUUGGAUGCAAUUAUUAAGUGUCAAUGUAUUUAAACUAACCGCCAUUUGUUUAACAUUCAUAAACCCUAUAGUACUCGAUAGACUUAUUUCAUUUAUGAGUCCCUCUAAUGCUGAGCCCCAGUGGAGGGGUUUAUUCUACGCCUCCCUUAUGUUUAUUGCCCCUCUGGUUGAAUCACUAUUUAACAGUCAACACGAAUAUCGGGUUAAUGUAAUUGCCAUGAAAAUCAGAGCAACACUUAUAUCAAGUAUCUAUAAAAAGGUAGUAACGCUUGUAUUUAAAAAUGAAUGUCAAUGUGUUUAUAACAAGACGGUCAAUUAA
Messenger RNA from Medioppia subpectinata, 732 nucleotides. The record is from the annotation of a GenBank genome assembly. Lineage: Eukaryota; Metazoa; Arthropoda; Arachnida; Sarcoptiformes; Oppiidae.